Messenger RNA from Myxocyprinus asiaticus (Chinese sucker), 6771 nucleotides. RefSeq names its product muellerian-inhibiting factor-like. The transcript has 7 exons. The record is from RefSeq and is a predicted model, not a curated record. Gene Ontology annotation, molecular function: growth factor activity. Bases 5004 to 6770 code for a protein of 588 amino acids. Gene Ontology annotation, biological process: gonad development. NCBI's taxonomy places the organism in Eukaryota, Metazoa, Chordata, Actinopteri, Cypriniformes, Catostomidae.
AACAUGCACAUAUCUCAUUUAAACAGAUGUAAUUCACAAACCUCACGAAAAUCCAGCGUUUUCUUCCCAUCGAGCGCUCAUCUAAUGUCUUCUUCAGAAGUGCGUAUUCUAUCAGCCAGAAUCAAAACUUCAAGAUCAGGAUCAAAAGUUCCUCUGAUUCAAAAAUCAUGAUGGUCAGUGGUCACAGUCCAAGCAGGCGAUCAAGGCUAUUUAAACUGUCAGGAGAUUGCUGCUGCAUGCUGGAUCCGCACAAGUGCGUGAGUGCAACUAAAGUCUUUAUAGCAAGUCAGUCCACUGUCGGCCAUGUUUGGAACGCUCUCGGGAGGCUAUUUCCAGUCAUGACAGUGCAGCUGCAAUCAACUUGAAUGGGGAAAAACCGAAGUCUCCAAAAUGGUUGGUGAAGAUUAUGAUCAGAGAACAUAUAUUUCAAAUCAGCAGUAAAAUCUAACAACACUGGUAUCAUAAAUGGUGCUACUUUACCUCAGCGCACAAAAAAACAAAAACAAAUCCCAGCUUUUAUAGCUCAUGCGCAUGUGCGUUCUCAAGUUGAUUGACAGGCGAUGUCUAUCUAAAAGGUGAUUGGCUCUUUUACUUGUAAAACAGGACUUCCCAUCUACUUCUGUUGACCGUUGGCUGCAGUUGGGCAUUCUAAUUUCUACCAUUAAUUUUAAUAGAAGUGGCCCGUCUCUGCUAAAUAGUCUCUGGUGCAACUUUAAGGUAAAAGCGCUUCACGUGUGCUAUAAGUAAAUGUCUUAUUCACUGUGUACUGUAUGUACAAUUGGUUUGAUUCUGUAUUUUUUGAGUAAAUGUGAUUGCUAAUGUGGACAUGCCAUCCAUGUUUGCUGGACUACUGUGUGUACUGUUAUUUCCUUCUUCCUAAUAUAUUAACAAUUUCUUCAUGUGCAAAUAAAUUACUAAAAUUUGAUGACUAAACAAAAAUAAGAAGAAACUGCUAUCUACCAUUUAAAGUACAAUAUAAUUUUUUUGAUUAUUUUUUACAAUGUUUUGUGUGAAAUUGAGUAAAUAUAGUACUAAAUAGGAGUUUAUUAAUUUUUUUUUUAGCAAUUUUAUGUUUAUUUACUGUAUUAAAUUGUUAUAUAUUGGCAUUGUAUUGGCCUAUCGGCCACCCUUCUCUCUGAAUAUCGGCAUCAGGCAUUAAAAAAAAAACAUAUCGGUCGACCACUGAUUGACACUUGUGGUAAUUAGCCCAAAAUGUCGAAAUAUCCUGUUCUGGCAUAUCGGUCUAUCACUGGCUAGUACUGCGUUGUCAAAAUAGUAAUUGGCGUGCAACAUUGCCAGCUUGAAGACAAAGUGGAAUUCCUUAGUUUUGCGUCCUUUUUUCUUCAUGGUGUAUUUUAUUUUUGCUCAAAUAUGUGCUCAAGGAAAAAUCAACCUCAUCUAAGCUUUAUAGUCAGAAUGCUGUUUAAUAGACUACGCUGUAUAAUGAAAUAAAAACCAUUGUGUAAUCUCUGUCUAAGUAAAGAUGAUAGAGGACAUUGACCAGUAUUUGAGUCCAUUGUUACCAGCACUGAGGGUCUUUUUUUUUUUUUUUUUUUUUUUUUUAAGUAAUUAAUAGUCACUGUUAAUGUUACCUUUUUGCAAAUUUGUGUUUUGAUAUCUCUGCGACUGUUAUGGUUUCGUAAUCCUGACAGUUUGAAUACUCUUUUGAACAGUAAGGUGCUAUCCUUCACUUUAAACAAGGAAAAUGCAGCUAAGAAAUUCAUGCACCUCGCAUCGUGCUAGCGAGAGGUAAACAUUUAAUAAACAUAAGCGCAAGCUUUGCUUGUUAUUCUUAUUGUGAUGUCUCUUUCGAACUCUUUUGUCCAUCAUCCAGACAUCUCAUGUUGGAGUGGAAUAAAAUUAAGCUAUUCUUGAAAUUGAUUUUGAACUAUUUAAAAUGAAAACAAUUCAUAAUUCUUGCUGAUGUUGCAUUUUCUCAGGUAUAUGUACAAAGUUAGGUGUGCAUUGCAAAAGGCAACUCACGUCCUUUGGCAUGUUUCGAUAGAUUAAUGAUUGUCCAAAUAUAAAUAUGUAAAUUCAGAAAGGAUCUGUCUAAUGUCUCAGGAACAUCGUUUCUGACUUUGUUAAUAGAGUUGCAUAUUGGAAGGGAAUGUUAACAAAUAUUGGCUGUAUUCCUCUAGCUGACAUAUAUAAAUGAGAAUUGAUGGGAAUAGAAGGGGUUGCCCUUAGGAGUUUGCUUUACUGUGCAUUAUUUACCUGUGAUCGCAAUGUCCACUGAUAGUAUAGUCUAUUGCUAUCUGUCAGUCACAAUGCUCCAAUCAAAAAUUCAUCCUUUUUAAGUAAAAAAAAAAAUGCUUAUAUUACUCAGACUUUAUAAUACUUGCAUUCCUAUUUUUUAGUGAAUCACAAAUUAUAUUUUGUAGCUGUUUAACAAAACCAUCAUAGGAUUAUUGUGCAAUAAUAGCAAACUCUUAGAGCUGCCAGAUUUGUGUAACUGUGUUUGGUGCUUUGAGAGCUCAAAUGACAGCCUAAAUGAGUUGAUAAAAGCUUUUAAAAUCCCAGCUUUCUGUAAAUGAAAUAAAGUGUUCCUAACGAAAAGCUCUAUUUGAUUCAUUUAUUUCACUGUUACUUUAAUAAAGAUUAUUGUCGGAAUGUAAAGGGGUGCAGUAAUGGUUCAACAGAGUAUAAACCACUUGAAAACCAAUUUAAAAAUGGUCAGAGGCAUUGCAAGUGAUCUUUUGUAAUGUUCAAAGCUAAUGAACUUUUAUUGGCACUUAACUGCACUGGGUCACUGAUAAGUGAUGAUAAUACUUGAAGAAUUCAAUUUGAAAGGAAUGUAAUGUGAUGAUAAUUUAAUAAAGAUCAUUGAGGUCAUUUGGACCCCCUUGCAACAACAACAGACCUAGAAUAGACCCAUGUGUUUUGAGAAAUACUUCUCACUGGAUUAGACUUCUUACAGUGUUUACCAGUUGCUUUUGCAUUGUGCUUGUAUGGAAUAGGCAAAAGCAAAGAGUCCUGAAAUAUGACACGUUGAUUCUAAAAAGCACUAAAAAGGGGGCCCUUGCAGAUUGAUUUUAUAUUCACAUCUUAAAUUACAACUAUUCAAAAGUAUUCAUUAAGUUCUUUAAAAAUGAUCUCACAUUAUACUGUGUUUCCUUUCAUUAAGAAUUCCAGAUAUGGUAAACUAUCUAGCAUUUUGUCCUCUGUGAUUUGUGCUCGUUCUCAGCCAUUCUUUCGGCCAAUAGAUCCUUGCCUUAUCUCUUGGGACUGGUCAAACACCUAGCACACAAGUGCUACAGAGACCUUGACUGUCUGGAAAACAUGUGCAGCUGCGUGUCUACGAGAGACGGGGCUAUAAGUUUGAGAGUAUUUUAGUAACAUCAGAUACCAAGGACAAAUAGCCUGCAAACUUUAUUUUCAAUACCUAAAAUUAUAGGUACUGCUACAUUUAUAAUUAGGCAUUUGACAGACACUUUGAUCCAAAGUGACACAGUGAAUUUAAUGUAUAAAUUCUAUCAGUUUGGAUAUUCCCUGGGAUUCAAACCCAUGAUCUUGGCAUCGCUAGCACCACACUAAAUUUUGAGCUAUAGAAACCCAAGGGUAUAUCUUAUCACAUAUGUAGUUAUUCUGUUAAGAAUUAGCAAUUGGUAAUUUAUCCAAAACCCAUUAUGAGCUUAUCCGGUUAAUGAUAUGACAGUAGAGGUAGGCAGGAAUGUAAAGGUGGAAUGGGAUUGGGACAUAACACAGACCCUAACACACAGCCCCUAUCCUAACCAUAUAAGGCUGAGUAGCCUGCCAGGCACAACUCUGGGCACCUUUCAAGUAACUGCAAUUCAAAUCUGGGUCCCUAUGAGCACAAUGGAUCUUAUGUGUUACAAGCACAUUCACUACCCACUAUGCCAGGAGAUCGUGUUUAGAUGUUCACUUAUCUUGUGAAAGGUGGAAAAAAUGUUUGAAAAUGUUUUUACAUUCAUACAGUUGGAGUCCAGUAGGAACCCUGCCCCAAACCUAACUUUUUCUUUGGUAGCAGCAAAUGCAAUUCUUGCAAGAGUUUCACAAAAUGAGUUUACCAUUAAGACAGAACCCUGACAUGACAAACAACUUGGUCACCUUUACCGUUGCACUGUAUAAUUUAGGGAGUGUUAAAAAGAAACUCACCACUAUUCCUUGUCAAUUGUGAAUAUUCAGUGUAGCUAUUGUAUGUACAUAGCACUGCCCAUUGGUCAAUGCUGCGAAUUUGGGUGUCAGAGUUUACCAAAUUUGAACCUCACACAAAAUUUGUAUCAUAUUUGUUUGCCAUCAGUUGAAAUUCCUGAUUGUGCAGAUUUACAUUGAGAUGACUGUAUUUCACCUGCAGAAUUUCACAGUGCAAAGGUAAAAGUGUCAGAGCCUUUAUCUCGAAGGUCCCUCUGGAGCAACCUUUGGUUAAGUGCCUUGUUUAAGGGGAGAGUGGUCAUAGUUUGCUCCUAGUGUGGUUUGAACCUACAACCUUUUGGUUACUGGCCCAGAUUUUUAACUACUCAAUAUAUCUAUUAGUAUGCAAGAGGUUUAAAACAAGUUGAGAAUGUAAUAUAGAAAUGGGGUACAAAAUAUAGUUUCUCAAAGGCAGAGACGAGCAGUACAGGACAUCACAAAAGACUACUUACAAAGCGGGGACACAAAAACUCUAGGAUGUGUAACUGUGUCCCAUGGGAAUUAAAUUAAACAGGGAUGUACUCUAAAUAGAAAAGAACUUUGUUGCAGUUUACCAACUCAAGACUCGAGGGUCAAACUGUUAUCACCCUCACACUACAGCUGGGUGUCUGUGGUCUACACAGGAGUCCAUUGUCUGUGUGGGUCCCUCCUCAGCUUAUCAAAGCCCAAAGGCCUGUGAUAUCCAUUCACAAUCCCUUGAAACACACACAUCAACCCGCAUGCCUUGAAUACCCGUUACUCCAAGGACAAGCUUUCUUGGUGGGCUGGCUCCUCUCAGGAGGCUGGGAGGUGUGUAUAAAGCACAUGCCCAUCGCUGACCCGCCCCAAAACAAGUGUUAGACUUCUUUAUGAUGGAAUCAGAGAAGAUGCUUGCACAGACAAGAUUUUGGAUGAUGCUGUUGGUGUCUUUGAUUGUGGGGACUGGGUCAUACGGUGCCACAAUGGGACAUAACGACCAGGACAACAGCCAGAAGAUCACCCCACUAUCAGGACGCAUUGGAGAUGAACGGGAAGAUGGAGAUAUGGGACAUGUUCCUCACAACACUAAUGAACAGCUGACCGGCCAAUCAACACAUGCAACUGAAGACAUACCAUGCAAAGAGGACCAAUCAGCUCACAAUCAUGCCAUGGAUGAUUUCUUGUCAGCCCUGAAAGAUGGCUGGAACAGGGAGAGUGAACGGGGGAUCCAGCGCUUUGGAAUAUGUUCGCAACAUGAUGCAGUAACAGAUUUCCAGGUUGCUGCAUUAACACGUCUAGCUGAGAGUGCACACCAACAAAGUAAUGGACUUAAGGGUGUACAUGCUACAAAAGUAGAUAUUUGGGAUGCUGAGGAAGAAGGAGAGAUGAUUUUGGCCCUCACAUUCCCAAGGCAAGCUCAGUCAACCAACCUGGCCUCCAUGACACUCCUGUUCAGUGUGGAUUCCAUCAAGGGAGAUGGUUUAAGAAUGACAUUUAGCAGUCAUUCUCUUCAUCCAAAUAAACAGACAAUUUGCAUUUCCGAGAGCAUGCAUUUUCUUUUCCUUACAGGUGGACAGAAAGAGAGUAAAACUCAUGGUCACCUUAAACUGAGAAUUGCAGUUGAGACAUUGAAGACUGAGAACAGGCAUAAACCUAGUCUGUCUGAGCUUCAGGAAGUCUUAAUGAGAAAAGUGGAUGGAAACAACAUUACAAUGAAGCCGAUGUUAUUUUUCCUCGCUGACCGUGAAAAUAGUGAUGAGCAAAGGACACCUAAUUUACAAUACCACGGAAUUCCUCUGGAUCAGAGACCUUUACCAGGCCCUCUUCCUCCAUCCAAAACUUUCCUUUUUCUGUGCGAGCUGCAGAAGCUCUUCAAUGACAUCCUGCCAGAGAAAGAGCCAUCAACACCUCAAGAAGAGGUAAGCACAGUCUAUUUGGAUGCACUGCAUUCCCUUCCACCACUCACCCUGGGAGUGUCAUCCACGGAGUCCCUCCUUUCAGGACUGGUGAAUUCCUCCACUCCAACUGCAUUUGUCUUCCCCCAAAGUCAGCAAAGCCUGCAGACUCACCGAGUGGAGCUGACACUGGAGUCUCCUCUACUGUCUGUGCUCAGACUGCGACUGGAUGAAGCCAUUGCUCAGGUGAAAAAGGAGGCAGAGCAAAAGGUGAUUGACAGGGUUCAGAAACUGAGUGAACUUAGUGCCCUUCCUCCAGAUGGAGCGGAUGAUGAAACAAUCAGUAAAGACCAUAAAGAGGCGCAGUACCGGGCCGUUUUGCUGCUGAAGGCUCUGCAGACAGUACUCCGUACCUUAGAGGUGGAACGGGCCCAGAGGACAGCCAGAGCAGAUGAGGAUGUCCCGACAACACCCAGUCAGUGUCGACUUCAGAGCUUGACUGUGUCCUUGAGGAAGUUCUCUCUUGUGCCCUCUGUGGCCAACAUCAACAACUGUGUAGGGGCCUGUGUCUUCCCAAUGGAUGAUGGCAUCAACCACGUCAUCCUCCUGAACAACCAUAUCGAGAGUGGCCAGCCCGUUGCUCGCACUCCCUGCUGUGUGCCAGUGGACUAUAUCGACCUGCAAGUGAUCGAGCUAGAGAGCGUGGGCACCAAGAUUGCCCCCAAGCAAAACGUGGUGGCGACCAAGUGUGGGUGUCGCUGAU